This is a messenger RNA of Vanderwaltozyma polyspora DSM 70294, 2007 nucleotides long. RefSeq names its product E3 ubiquitin-protein ligase BRE1 (gene BRE1). Gene Ontology annotation, molecular function: ubiquitin protein ligase activity; metal ion binding. The record is from RefSeq and is a predicted model, not a curated record. The annotation marks the transcript as partial. The transcript has a single exon. NCBI's taxonomy places the organism in Eukaryota, Fungi, Ascomycota, Saccharomycetes, Saccharomycetales, Saccharomycetaceae. Gene Ontology annotation, cellular component: nucleus; HULC complex.
CUUGCGAUGUCAUCUGAGCCUGCUGCGAAGAAAAUAAAGUUGGAUUUGAGUGAACCAGAUGAACCUCUCACUCGUAAUGAUGUCAUCUAUUUUCAGAAGGAGGCUUUAUUUAGAAAGCUAAAUCUUCAGAGAACCAAUUUGGAAUCUGUUAAGACUCAAUAUGAACUAUCUAAAAAACAAUGUAAUGAUAUUUCUAUAAAAUUAGGUAAUAUAAUGGCUUUAGUUGUAACAUUAGCUAGAUUUCUGAUUGAAUUAUGUGAAACAGAUGAGGAGAAAAAGGUCUGUGAACAAGUUUCUGAAGGCGAUGAAACAAUAAUUUUGCAACAAAGUGAUUCAUUUAUCAAAUUGCUUACUAAAUAUAGUGGACUUAAAACAACAAAUUCGAUAGAUACAUCUGAGUUAGCAACGAACUUAAAGAACUGGGAAAAGGAGAAAACUUCUUUAAUUAAUGAAAAUAAACAAUUAGAAGAAGAAGUUGAAGCUUUGAAAGAAUACUAUCAAAAAGAAAUUCGUAAAUAUGAUAGAGAAGAUUCUGCCACAGUAAAUAGAAUUUUUAGGAAAAUAAAAGAAGAAAGUGAGGAAGAAAAGAAAAACGAGAUUACAUCAAACGAUGAAUCUAAUGGUAUGAAAAAGGAAUCAUCAUCUGAUAUAAAAAAGGAUAAUAAAAGUACCGAAAAUCUGGGAAAUUUGGAAGAUGCUCAACAGAAACUUGAUACAGAGUUUAAAAUUACAGAUCUUCAAUCUCAAAUUGAAGUUUUAACUAAUACAAUUGGAAGUCUGAAAGAUGUUAAAUCAAAUUAUGAAAAUGAAAUCAAAAAUUUAAAAACACAACUUGCUUUAAAAGUCAAAAACGAAGGCUCCCAAGAAGAGGUAAAAGGCUUAAUAGAAAAAGUUAAACAUUUGACAAAUGAAAAUCAAAUAUUAACAGAAACUAAUGAUGAAUUUAUGUCAAGAUUUCAACAGUUAAAUCACGACAAAGAAAUUUAUACUGGUAAAUUGAUGAAAGAAUUUGAAACAGCCCAAGAAGCUUUGAAGAAGCAUAAUGGAUCUCUAGAAAAGGAUUUAGUUCGAAUUAGAGCCACCCGUGAUGAUCUAUUAGCGAAGAUGGCUAUAUUAGAAGCCGCGAGAUCGAAGUGUGAUGUUGUCGAAGAAUUACAAAGCGCAUUAGAUAUAAUGAAAAAACAAUACGAAAACUUUGAGAAGAAGUCAACUGAAGGCUCACAUACUUCUCAAGAUGCAUUAAUGAAAGAAUUACAAGAUCUUGAAUCUGCAUUCAAAGAAUUAUCGAAUUUGACAAACAAGAAAUAUUCUGAAUAUUUAAAUAAUGAAUCAGUAAUUUCGAAACUAACAGUUGAGAAAACAAAGGCUGAUCAAAAAUAUUUUGCAGCUAUGAGAUCGAAGGAUUCGAUUUUGAUAGAGAACAAAAAUUUGUCUAAAAGUUUAAGCAAAUCUAAUGAGUUAAUUUUACAAUUGAAAGAAUCAGAAAAGUUAUUCCAACAAAAGAUUGAGAAUUUGACUAAGCAAUUGGAGUUAUCCCAAAAUAAUGAGUUAAGGUUGAUCAAUUCUAACAAGACUGAAACCAUGAAAAUCAUAGAAUUAAAUUCUCAAUUAUCUAAUUUCAAGAAAUCUGCUCUACAAAAUGAGGAACAGAUUAAUAAGGAGGUUUCAGAACUGAUAGAUCUAAAAAGUAAAUUACAAUCAUAUGAAACCGAAAAUAAAACUUUGGUCCUAAAGGAACAGCAUCUAGUGGAUAAGUGUGACAAAUUACAGAAAUCAUUGUUAUCCGGGGGUGGUGAUAGCAGUACUCUUGCUGAAGAGUUAGAAAAUUUCCGUAGUUUGGUGUAUUGUUCAUUGUGUUCCAAAAACUGGAAGAGCACUGCAAUCAAGACAUGUGGACAUGUAUUCUGUGAUAACUGUUGCAAGGGUAGAUUAGCAUCCAGAAUGAGAAAGUGUCCUACAUGUAAUAAAGCAUUUAGCUCAAAUGAUUUAUUAUCUGUACAUUUAUGA